UUAGCUGGACAUGCCAGAGUGUGUGUAUAUAAUACACCCGUGACCUCCUUUCUAGUAUACCGUACCGUGCAAAGCACUGUCUCCUCUUCCUCUCUAUUUCUUAUUGGCUCCGGCACCGCACGUACGCGGAGCUAGCUAGCAUUAUCAUCGCCCUCAGGCAAUGACGACGUCGCCGGCGACACACGACGGCGCCGCCACCGGACUCAGCGAGCCACUCCUCCCGAACCGCAACGGCGUCCACGCAGGAGCACUGGUUGUCACGCCGGUCGUGGCCAAUGGUCACGGCGGCGGCGACAAGCUUAAGGACGACCUGAAAGCCAAGGACAAGUACUGGAAAGACGUCGACCAACCGGACGACGUGGCGGCAGCGCCAGACCUGGAGAAUGGCGGCGGCCGGCCGCUGCUGUUCUCGAACAGGAGAGUCAAGAAUAUCAUCCUGUACCCGUACAGGGUAUUGAUCCUGAUACGAGUAAUCGCCGUCAUCUUAUUUGUCGGAUGGCGCAUCAAGCAUAAUAAUUCUGAUGUCAUGUGGUUUUGGGUGAUGUCCGUCGUCGCAGACGUGUGGUUUAGCUUAUCAUGGCUAAGCUACCAGCUCCCAAAGUAUAAUCCCAUUAAAAUGAUACCCGACCUUGCUACACUGAGAAAGCAAUUUGACACUCCAGGCAGGAGCUCCCAACUGCCAGGCAUCGACGUCAUUGUUACCACUGCCAGUGCUACUGAUGAGCCCAUAUUGUACACCAUGAACUGUGUUCUCUCUAUCCUUGCAGCCGACUAUCAUAUUGGCAGGUGCAACUGCUACCUAUCAGAUGAUAGUGGCUCAUUGGUCCUCUAUGAGGCAUUGGUUGAAACUGCAAAGUUUGCUGCUUUGUGGGUUCCCUUCUGUAGAAAGCAUCAGAUUGAGCCAAGAGCACCAGAAAGCUAUUUUGAACUAGAGGGCACAUUGUGCGGAGGGGCCUCACAUAAGGAGUUCAUUCAGGAUUAUAAGCAUGUACGCACGCAAUAUGAUGAGUUCAAGAAGCAUUUAGAUAUGCUUCCUAACACCAUCCGCCAAAGGUCAGACAUUUACAGUAGAACAGGAACAAAGGAUGAAGAUGCAACAGUGACUUGGAUGGCUGACGGAACACAAUGGCCAGGCACAUGGCUUGACCCAACAGAAAAACAUAGGCCUGGCCACCAUGCAGGAAUUGUUAAGAUUGUGCAGAGCCAUCCAGAACAUGUGGUUCCACUAGGCGUACAAGAGAGCAAUGACAGCCCACUCAACUUUGACGACGUUGAUAUGCGCCUGCCGAUGCUGGUGUAUGUGGCUCGUGAAAAGAGCCCAGGUGUCGAGCACAACAAAAAGGCAGGCGCUUUGAAUGCAGAGCUACGUAUCUCAGCUCUACUCUCUAAUGCACCUUUCUUCAUCAACUUUGAUUGCGACCAUUACAUCAACAAUUCAGAAGCCCUGCGUGCAGCUAUUUGCUUCAUGCUAGACCCACGGGAAGGGGAUAAUACUGGAUUUGUUCAGUUCCCGCAAAGAUUUGAUAAUGUUGACCCAACAGACCGAUAUGGAAACCAUAAUCGAGUCUUUUUUGAUGGCGCCAUGUAUGGCCUCAAUGGUCAACAAGGGCCUACUUACCUUGGCACAGGUUGCAUGUUUCGUCGCCUUGCACUCUAUGGUAUCGAUCCACCUUGCUGGAGAGACGAGGACAUCAUAGUCGACAGUAACAGGUUUGGUAACUCAUUACUCUUCCUGAACUCAGUUUUAGCAGCCAUAAAGCAAGAAGGUGUCACACUACAACCACCACUGGAUGAUUCAUUUCUUGAAGAGGUGACAAAAGUAGUGUCAUCUUCCUAUGAUGAUUCGACAGAUUGGGGUAGGGGCAUUGGCUACAUAUACAAUAUGGCAACAGAAGACAUAGUAACAGGAUUUCGCAUCCAUGGGCAAGGUUGGCGCUCCAUGUAUGCUACCAUGGAACGUGAAGCAUUCCGUGGCACUGCACCCAUCAAUCUAACAGAGCGCCUCCGGCAAAUAGUCCGAUGGUCUGGUGGUUCCCUAGAGAUGUUCUUCUCACACAUUAGCCCUCUGUUUGCUGGUCGUCGACUCAGCUUGGUGCAGCGACUCUCCUACAUCAAUUUCACUAUCUACCCAUUGACAUCACUCUUUAUCCUAAUGUACGCCUUUUGUCCAGUGAUGUGGCUUCUUCCAACAGAAAUACUUGUACAGAGACCAUAUACUAGGUACAUUGUGUACCUUAUCAUCGUCAUUGCGAUGAUCCAUGUGAUUGGCAUGUUUGAGAUAAUGUGGGCAGGAAUCACAUGGUUGGAUUGGUGGCGCAACGAGCAAUUUUUCAUGAUUGGCUCAGUAACUGCAUAUCCAACAGCAGUGUUGCACAUGGUGGUGAAUCUCCUUACAAAAAAAGGUAUACACUUCAGAGUCACCACAAAGCAACCAGUUGCUGAUACAGAUGACAAGUAUGCUGAGAUGUAUGAAGUGCAUUGGGUGCCCAUGAUGGUACCGGCGGUUGUGGUAUUGUUUUCCAACAUCUUGGCUAUUGGUGUAGCAAUUGGUAAAUCAGUCUUAUACAUGGGGACAUGGUCUGCAGCGCAGAGAAGGCAUGGUGCACUGGGUCUGCUAUUCAACCUGUGGAUUAUGGUGCUCCUUUACCCAUUUGCAUUGGCGAUUAUUGGAAGAUGGGCCAAGAGAACUGGAAUCCUCUUCAUCUUACUACCCAUUGCUUUUUUGUCCACCGCAUUGAUGUACAUUGGCAUCCAUACAUUCCUUUUACAUUUCUUUCCAUCCAUGUUGAUAUAGAAAGUACCUUAGCAUACUUUUCUAUGGAUCACUAUGACAAAUGAAGAUAUCUCCUUAAGGAAGGGACUUAAGUA
This is a messenger RNA of Triticum urartu, 2868 nucleotides long. RefSeq names its product putative mixed-linked glucan synthase 3. Gene Ontology annotation, cellular component: membrane. The record is from RefSeq and is a predicted model, not a curated record. Gene Ontology annotation, biological process: cellulose biosynthetic process. Gene Ontology annotation, molecular function: cellulose synthase (UDP-forming) activity. Lineage: Eukaryota; Viridiplantae; Streptophyta; Magnoliopsida; Poales; Poaceae.